AGCGCGUGCGUGCGGCUGUACAUUCACUCCUCUCGCACAGCGUCUUUUACCCAACGCUAGAUCACACGGGUGGUGGUGGGUGCAUUGCUGUUCACGGGCCUCCCCACGCCCCUCCACAGAGUUUUUUUUUCGGCGGUGGAUAGAAACUUCCAUCAACAGGGCACACAUCUUCUAUGCCAACUUCACCACGUUUGGCAUCCAACAGCAAUUCUACAGCACCUAGACGACAUCGACUUAGUAUUACUAUUAUUAUUGUUAUUAUUAAGCUGAAAGCACAGCAUAGAUCGGCACACCCACGUAUGUGAGAAGCGCUUUGCACGCCUUCAUAGAAAAAGCUCCGUUGUGUGGUAGUUAUACAUCGCCCUCCCCCUCCUCCUUUUCUCUUACAGUUUUGCGCUCUUGGUUGUUCUGCUUACUCCGUAUAUACUCGCAGGUGCCCCACCGCCACAGCGAGAUCGGAUUCUCUUUUUUUUCUUCUUCUUCUUGCGUUUCCUUCACUGCUCAGCAGCAGCAGCCAGAGGUGGAAAAAGAAAACAGCAAUGCAGCCGGUGAGUCGGUCACCCGCCAGGGUGUCCUUUCGACACCUACGCGACCCUCGCAUCGGCACACAGAGUCCUUCCGCGGUCCGAUCGCAUGCGCGCACGUCGGCGGCGGUGUCGCCCACAUCUGCACCCGCACCACCACCGCCGCCACGCCAAAGCCUGGUCUACGGCCCCUUCUCCACCACGAGCAUCACCACCAUUGUGCGGGAGGGGAGCCGCAGCCCAGCACGCGAGGGCACCCCGGAGAAGCUAAUCGCCCCCAUUCAUACCGCUCAGCGCGACGAGAGCAGGACGCGUAGUGACAGUCGUGGCCCGGCACCACGCAGCUCCCGAGCUUCUUCUUCAUCGCAGCGGCACGCGACACCGACCAGCGACGAGCUCCGCGAGCUGCGGCAGACCCGCUCCCUCUUCCUCUGCGGUCGUGGACUCCUCUCUCUCCGCCACAUACAGCACCUGCCGGAGAUGCUGUCGCUGCGUUUUCUGAGUGUACACAUGAACGCCAUCAAGACGUUGGAGGCAGGCUGCUUAAGCACGCUGCGACAUCUGGUGGAACUGGAUCUCAGCGCAAAUGAGCUGCAGGACCUCCCGCCGGAGUGCUGGGCGGGCCUGAACCGGUUGGAGCGGCUAAAUCUGUCGAGUAACCUUCUCACUCGGUUAGGUCCUGAUGCGUUCAAGGGACUCGCUUCGCUGCAGUGGCUCUCGCUCGGCUUCAACAACGUGUCCGACCUCACCGGACUUUCCUCAGUGCCCGCCGCUGCGCCGCUCGCCUAUGUGGAUCUCUGCUCGAAUCGGAUUGCGACCGUGGAGGAGGUGCUACACGCCCUCACGCCGCACCGGGGACAUAUACGGGAAAUCCGCCUCGCGUCUCCUUCGGCGUCUACUGCCUCGCCGGACGUCACCAGAAGCGACGGGACGGCGUUGACGCUCACCGGUUCGUACUGGCAGGUGCAGGAGAACUUCCUGUGUCGCGGCGACGGCGGCGACCAUGCAGAUUCAACCGCGGAGAGCGCAGCUCGUACGUCGGGUGUGGUGACCGCCGGUGCUGCAGCUGCUGUACCGCCCCCGCCGGUGUAUGUGCAGCGGCUGUUGGCCUUUUUCCCCCACUUGAUGGUCGUCAACGGCGUCUCCUACGGGGUCGAUCCGCUCGAGAUGCUGACGCCGCACCCCGCAGCUGAAGCAGCAGAGCAGCAGCAGCAGCAGCAAGACGGAGGACGCGCACGAGAAGCGGAGGAGGAGGGCAUUUUAAUGACUCGAGUCGGUGGAACUGUAACGAGUCAAACGGCUGCAGGAGAACACGGGAAGAUGUUGGACACCAGUGAUGACUUCGCACGCCUGCUGUCACAGCCCCUCCCUCACCUGCCCCACACAUCGUCGCACUCCCCGUCGUCGUCGCGGUCCACCUCGUCCGCUUCACGGCAACACACCAGUCGACGAGCGUCUCGACGUCAAGGCACAAAAAGCGCGCACUCACGUAGUCGCAGUCGCAGCCGUUCGCAGAAGCACUCUCGCAGCGCGUCGUCCAAGAAACAGCACGAGAACACGCCAUCACCGAAGAUUGCGUCAACGACUGAAAGCGCGAGACGUGCCGCGACAGACGCCAACAACAGUGAAGACAACAGCAAUAGAAAUAAUCCUCACCAGUCGUUCUCUGCAACGACUGCAUUAUCUCCACCGGAGAUUACGCUGGUCCACCCCACGAAGCGACGACACAGUGCCCCGAAGCCACGCCGCGCCCCACUGCGUCGUCGAUCUGCGUCAUCCACCACCGCUACGACAUCGCACACGAGCAGCGUCACCGCCUCCCCUUCAAUUGUGCUGCCUCCGUAUUCGACGCCGCCGUCUUUGGAGCGACAGCAACAGCAGCAGCAGCAGCAAGAAGAAAAGAAACAGCGGUCCGGCACCGCCGCGAUGUCAUCACCGCAUGUGCGCCAGCUUAGCUACGAUGGCGGAGACGUAAAAGCUGGAAAGGAACUAACCCGCCAAGAAGAAGGUAAAGGAAAGCACGCGACCCCUGCCGCUACGCCGGUCUCCACAUCCGAUGCGCGUGAGAUAGCGGAGCGAGUGCAACGUCAAACGCCGUCCGAUGAGUUCAGAAAAACGAACGCACCGGGGAAGCGACGAUGGAGCGGCGGACCAGGUGCUGCUGCGGUGCGCUCCACCAAGCAGAGUGAGUCGGGUCUGUCGCCAUCCGGUAUCACCGACGCUAGCGAUCUCUCGCCUUCUCCGGAGAGGGCGUUCGCGCCGCGGCGGGAGAGUACUUCCGCCGAAGGAGGAGAAGAGGAUGCGUUUUCGGUUCAUAUGAGCUGCAGUGGAAGUGCGGGGAGUAGUCCGGAGAGGCACAGCGCCGGUGUGGCGGAAGCGGGAGCGUUACGACCUCCAUCGUCCACGUCGCACCGCACCUCUUUACCCCUGCGUCAGCGACACGCAUCUGCCGGCGCAGGUGGCACCAGCCAAGCAGCUAAUCCAUCCUCUUCUACGAAGCUUCUCCCACCGCCGCCGGUUUUCUCGACCUCACCCGCAGCCCUGCAAUGGAAGCCAAAGCAGAUCUCACGUGGCACCGCCACGGAUGCUGCGGAGAUGCCGUCAAGGGAGGAGUUUGCAGCGGCAAUCGCGCAAAUGCAAGCGGAGAUGGACACGCGUGGGGUGCAGUUGCAAGAGCAGCUUGCAUUGCGCGCCACUACCAUCACCGACCUGCGCCACCACCUGGACCUCACGCGACGCCAGUACGUGGAGGCGCAGCGAGAGGCCCAGCAACACCAGCAGCAGCUGCGCAGUCAGGUUGCCGCGCUGAAGGACGAGUUGGCUCGGCGUGCGGAGGAGGCUUCGAUUCUGCAGCGGAAGCAGCAGGCGCAGCUGAAUCGUGCGGUGGACUCUGUAAAGGCAGAGUGGUCUCGCCGAUUGGAGGCGCAGGAGCAGCACCGCGCUGCGGUGCAGGCAGCGGAGCAGGCGCGCUGGGAGACGGCAGCGUCGCUGCUCACGGAGGAGAAGACGCAGCUGCAGCAGACGUGCACGAUGAAGACAUCCCAGUUGGCGACGCUCGAGCGACAGGUGCGGGUGAUGGAGGAGGAGAUAGAGAGGCUGCGACACGGCGCGGUGGCACAGCGGCAGUACGCCAUCGCACAAGCAACGCUGUUGGUGGCCGAAGCCGAUGCGCGGCGACAAAUGGAGGUGGCUGCGGCCACAGCUUUUCUGCAGAUUAUUGCGUCCUCCUCGAAGCGUCAAUCGAAGCUGGAGAGCGAGGCGCUGCAGGAAGCUCUCCGGCAAGUAGGCGAGGUCACCGAGGCGAUGGACAUGCAGCUGGCGGCCUUCACAGCGCAGGCGCGGCAGUACGAAGCGGCGCUGCAGCACGCAACACGCGACGCGCAGCAGCUACGGGAAGCACAACGCAGCGAUACAACCGAGUCGCCGCCGGAUGAAGAACAGCAGCAGCACACACCAGGCAAGGAAGUGAUCAAGGUCAACAGCGCCGUCGACAGCAGCGUCGUCGUCCCCCCCUCUCUCACCCACGGAAGCGAAGCGGAGGAUGCGCUACCCAGCGCUCUCGUCUCCACCCCCACCCUCACCCCCACCCACACACCGCAGCUGCCGCCACCACCGUCGUCGUGGACAGCACUCGUCGUCUCCUCUGUAAAACACGAGGAUACCUCCGCGCCAACCUUGCCGCCUCCUUCAGAUCCAAACGACACCGUUUCGGUCUACUGGCGCGACGUCUGCGCACGAGCGGAGGCGAAGCUGCGACGGGUGGAGGCCGCGUUGGCGGUGUCCACCACCACCCAGCAGACCCUCGCAAACGAGAAUACCCGCCUGCUGCACCGCGUUGAGUCGCUCGAAGCAGAUCAGGCGAAGGCGCGAGCGGCACACACGACCUUAGAGCACGUGGCGGCGCAGGAGAAAGAGAAUCUUCUGCGCACGUUGCAUACGUUGCGCGCUGACCUGCAAAACAAAGACGAUGCGCUCGAUGCGCUGGAAGGGGAAGCCCGAGAAAAGCUAAAUGAAAAGCGGCGGCGCAUUGCGGAGCUGGAAGAGGAAGUCGAGAAUCGCACGGCGCAGCAGACGCGAGCGACAGAGAUGAGCGUGUCGUAUCGUACGCAGCUGGAAGCCGCGCAGCGCCGUCUCGCUGAAGUGGAGGCGACGUUGGAAGAGGAGAAAAGCCGCAACGAUGCGGAGGCGCAGGUGCCAGCGAUGGAGCGGAAGCUGCGAGAGCUAUCGGAGCUUCUCGCCACCCGUGUCGCACAGGCGCAUCAGCACGAGCUAGAGAAGAAGACGCUCGUGAACACUCUCACCACUGCACGGGAGCAACUCAUGCGACUACACGAAGCAAACACGCUGCUGAACGGCUCGAACGCCGCUGCAAAGGAACAGCUCAUGCGGCAGCAGGUGGAGUUGGAUGCGGCGCGGCAGCAGCUGCGUGAUACACAGGAAGCCACGCGUGCGAAGCAGCGGGCCACUCGUGAGGCCCUCUCGCACCUGAUGACCGCGGACGCGUUUUGA
Messenger RNA from Leptomonas pyrrhocoris, 5033 nucleotides. RefSeq lists its product as hypothetical. Bases 540 to 5033 code for a protein of 1497 amino acids. The transcript has a single exon. The record is from RefSeq and is a predicted model, not a curated record. Lineage: Eukaryota; Euglenozoa; Kinetoplastea; Trypanosomatida; Trypanosomatidae. Gene Ontology annotation, molecular function: protein binding.